Molecule: messenger RNA, 1953 nt
Organism: Dinoponera quadriceps
Lineage: Eukaryota; Metazoa; Arthropoda; Insecta; Hymenoptera; Formicidae
Product: A disintegrin and metalloproteinase with thrombospondin motifs 7-like
Exons: 12
Coding region: 1-1953 (650 amino acids)
Biological process (GO): extracellular matrix organization; proteolysis
Cellular component (GO): extracellular matrix
Molecular function (GO): metalloendopeptidase activity
Source: RefSeq, a predicted model, not a curated record
AUGAUUGAGCCGGUGGCUGGGCAUGACUUUACCAAAGAAACGGAGCAACCGCAUAUCGUAUAUAAAAGGAGCACGGACGAGUUUCAGCGCGCCGCACGAGAUCUCUGCAACGUCACCGGCGAUACCGGGUCCAGGAUCAUCGCCAGGCGCGCUCUGAAUUCACGUAAGAGAGAGCCCGCGAGAUCGAACGGGGCGAAAUCGUACACGCUGGAGCUGCUGGUCGUGUUGGACAAGUCUCUCCUGGAUUAUCACGGGAAGUUUGACGUCGAGAAUUACGCUGCGAGUCUGUUUCACGACGUCAGUUUGGGUGUGCGCAUGCAGCUGACUAUAGUGAGAAUUAUAAGACUAGAGGUGGAAGAAAACGAGAUGAAUCUGUCGAUGAACCAAGACGCGGAUACGACGUUGAGGCGUUUCCAGGAGUGGCAGAGCACCAUGAAUCCCGGCGACGAUUCUCAUCCGAAUCACCACGAUUGCGCGCUUCUCAUUAGCAAGUUAGACAUCUGCGUCUCCCGUGAUCUCUGCGGUUUCACCGGUACGUCCACGAUCGCCGGUACGUGCGAUCCUACGAAAGGUGCGGCUAUUGUGAGAGACGCCGGCCUGCCGACCGGUUAUCACAUAGCUCAUCAGAUAGGCCACACGCAAGGUCUGGCGUUUUGUCUGGAGGAUGAGCCGCAGGAUCAUCAUUUUCCUAGCGCGGAGAUGUUGCCGGGCGUGAUGUACAACGGCGACGAUCAAUGCCGUUUGCGAUAUCGAACGGGUGCCCGGCAGUGCGAUAUGGGGAUCACCUGCGAAACCCUCAGGUGCGCCCUGCCCGGCAGAGGUUGCGUGUCCGCGAGGAAACCACCUGCGGAGGGCACUCCGUGCGGCGAGAAGAGGUGGUGUUACCGAAUGAAAUGCCUGAUGGUGGGUGAACGACCCGGAGUCACGGACGGCGGUUGGGCCGACUGGUCGUCUUGGAGCAGAUGUUCCCGGACUUGCGGCUCCGGAGUGGCGUACGCCGUGAGAAGGUGCAACCGACCGCCUCCGUCCGGCGGCGGCUCUUACUGCGUCGGUGACAGGAAGCGUCACAGAAUCUGCGCCACGGACCCGUGCGAUCUCAACGCGCCGUCGUUUCGCGACGCGCAGUGCGCCGAAUUCAAUGACUGGGUGUUUCCGGAGGACGGCAAGGUUCAUCGCUGGGUGGCGUAUAAUUUGCCGGAAGACUUGAAAGCGUCCGAGAAUCCUUGCGCCCUUUACUGCCUGAGCGAGACGAAUCUAGUGACGUCGCUGAGGCCGAAAGUGGUGGACGGUACCACAUGCUACCGAGGCAUUCGGGAUAUUUGCAUCGGAGGUGUGUGCAGAGAGAUACCCUGUGACCUGAAUAUGGAGUCCACCGCGGUCGAAGAUGUUUGCGGCGUUUGUAGAGGCGACAGCACGUCCUGCACAUUGAAGCAGGGAACCUUGUCGUUUACGACGCAGUCGCGGCUCAAGAAAAUAACGGACGCGCCGGCGGGCUCUAGAAAUAUCCGCAUCGAGAUGGUAGAACCGACCAAAUCCAGAAUCGUCGUGCGUACUAGGAGUACGAAGACUGUGCUGAUCGACGGUAACCGUCUAGGAAUGUUCGACGUGCCAGGCUCCAAGGCGUGGCUAGGAACGAUAAGGCCAAGACAGGAAGCUUUGAACAUACCUGGACCCAUCACCGAGGACUUGGUUAUAUUGGUUUUACCAAAGGAGAACGUCACGUUGAAAUACUCGUUAGGAUUGAAGCGACGAACUCCUCGUAAACCCGAGUUCUCCUGGAACUUUAUCGACUGGGAGAAAUGCUCAGCAGGCUGCGGUCCGGGCGAGCAGAUAUCGAAACCCCGUUGCGUUGAGAAAAUCGGCGGACUGGUGGACGACAGCUACUGCAGCCAUCUCGCUAAACCGGACGCGAAGGUCAGACCGUGCAACGAGGCUUCCUGCGUACCACGGUGA